AUGGAGCCCUCUACUGACCCAUCGCUUUUCGAGAAGCGACAAGAGGAGCAGAAACCGGAGGACCCGAUCAACGCAAAUAUCGAAAAAAGAGUCGAACGCGGUGACGACCUUCACGCUGAACAUGCAUCCGAAUCAGAGUCUUCCAGUCACGACCAUUCACCGAAGAUAGAAAGGGGUGGAAAACGCGAGCUCAGAGAAGACGAAUGUUACGAGUCGUUGGGUUUCUGCUUUCCAACAUGGAGGAAAUGGAUGAUUCUCACCGUUAUCUUCGUGGUUCAAAUGUCCAUGAACUUCAACUCGGGCGUUUACUCAAAUGCUUUAACAGGCCUGGUGGAGGAAUUCAAAAUCUCCGAACAGGCCGCACGAGUCGGUCAAGCCGUAUUCCUAGUCGCAUAUGCCUUUGGAUGUGAGCUUUGGGCACCUUGGUCUGAAGAGUUCGGCCGAUGGCCCAUCAUGCAGCUCUCUCUUUUCUUCGUGAACAUCUGGCAAAUCCCUUGUGCUCUCGCACCUAACUAUGGAACUAUUGUUGUGUGCCGUAUUCUCGGUGGUCUUAGCUCCGCCGGUGGCUCUGUCACUCUGGGUAUGACCGCUGAUAUGUGGGAAGCAGAUGACCAGGGCUUCGCUGUGGCAUAUGUUGUCCUCUCCUCUGUGGGUGGCUCAACCAUCGGUCCUUUCAUCGGUGGAAUUAUCGAACAAUACCUAUCUUGGCCCUGGGUAUUCUGGGUCCAGUUGAUAUUCGGCGGCGCCACUCAGGCUCUGCACUUUUUCCUCGUUCCCGAAACCCGAUCUUCCAUUCUUGUCGAUAGAGAAGCUAAGCGCCGACGUAAGGCCGGUGAGGAAGAGGUCUACGGCCCCGAUGAAAUGAAAGAAUCACGCAUGAAUGUGAAGGAGGUCUUCAAGAUUUGGAGCCGUCCCUUCGAAAUGUUCCUCCGAGAGCCUAUCGUGCUUUUCCUCUCCCUUCUCUCCGGUUUCUCCGACGCUCUGAUCUUCGUCUUCACCGAGUCUUUCUCCCUCGUAUUCGAACAAUGGAAUAUGAGCACCCUCGCCGUCGGAAUGACCUUCGGCUCCAUCCUCCUCGGCUACAUCAUCGCAUACAUCAUCUUCCUACCAGACGUAUAUCGCCAAAUUCAAACCCGUCGCAAGCACGGUGUAGCCUCCCGCUACGCCGAGCGACGCCUCCUUCUCCUUCUCUUUAUCGCUCCUUUAGAACCAAUUGGUCUCCUCGGUUUCGCAUGGACCUCCAUGGGCCCACCAAUCCCCUGGAUUGCCCCAUUGAUCUUCGCCUGCCUCAUCGCAAUGGCCAACUACGCAAUCUACAUGGCUACAAUCGAUUACAUGAUUGCUGCAUAUGGCCCUUACUCUGCCUCCGCAACAGGUGGUAAUGGUUUCGCUCGAGACUUCCUCGCUGGUAUUGCUACUAUGUACUCGACACCGAUGUAUGAAAAUAUGGGCAGCAAGUACCAUCUCCAGUGGGCUAGUACGCUGCUUGGUUGUGUCGGCUUCUUGGUUCUGAUCCCUAUCUAUGUAUUUUACUGGAAAGGACCUGAGAUUCGUAAGAAGAGCAAAUUCGCUCAGGAGUUGGCUGCUGAUCGUGAGAAGGGAGCUGAGCGCCGCAGAAGUCGCGCUACCCCUGCUGCUACUCCUGCGGCUCACGCCCAUGAAGCUGCCCAGGAGUAUUUUGCUUGA
Molecule: messenger RNA, 1686 nt
Organism: Penicillium angulare
Lineage: Eukaryota; Fungi; Ascomycota; Eurotiomycetes; Eurotiales; Aspergillaceae
Product: Major facilitator superfamily domain general substrate transporter
Exons: 1
Coding region: 1-1686 (561 amino acids)
Biological process (GO): transmembrane transport
Molecular function (GO): transmembrane transporter activity
Source: RefSeq, a predicted model, not a curated record